AGAGAGAAAGAGAGAGAGGAAAAGAAAAGGAGGGAGGGGCCUGGGAGUUACAAGAAAGAAGCAAAGAGAGUUUUUGAAACGUGGAAACGUGGGAGACGAUAUAACCUAAGUAACGCCACAGUCUCAAAUUAAUUCUUGCUAUUUUGCCUUGCUUUGCUUUAGCAAGCGCCGACGAUGAACUUCGACUCGGGCACCGCCUAUGCAGAAUCCGACGCCGACGAUGAGUACGAGAGGAGCGUCCAUACUAGUUCACCCGUCCUCGCCACCGAUUCUGAGAUCUCCCCGACCGAUUCCGAUGGCCGAUCCUCUACCGAGCACACGCCUACUACCUACGGACAACCCAGUAGCGCCAACAGGUUGCCCGAAACUAUAAUAUCCGAAUGGGACGCGGAGGAGUGUGCCGAUUUCAUUGCUAGUAUAGGAUUACAACAGUACUCAGAUCGAUUUAUUGAGAAUGAGAUUGUGGGCGAGGCCUUGGUGGCUCUGCUACACGAUGACCUCAAAGCUAUGGGAGUGGCCAGCGUCGGCCACCGGUUAACAAUACUUAAGAGCGUCUAUGAUGUAAAAAAGGCACAGGAUGUUCCUAUAGAGAGCGACCACUAUGUACCACUCUCUGCCGAUGCCGAAGCCCAAUACGCUACCGCAACCCUUAAAGACAUCAAAAACCUGGUCGAGCAGCUACGACUUCGAGACGAAAGGAUGAGCUUCCUGGAGCAGGACUUGCGACGGAUGACGGAGGAUUUCAGACGGCUACGCGAAGAUAUGCUGCCAGCCUUGCGCCUUGCUAAAGAUGCGCAGCAGCCUUUACCACAUGUAUCAAACAAUCAAGGAGGCUACGGCUACGAGGCUUCUACGGUUUCUCCUCCCGCUCCUACCUCUGCGUCGAAUCAAUCGACCGGUGGCAUCAAACGUCAAUAUUCCACUAAGAAGAUUGUUCUUGGUACGAACCCCAAGAGCGUAUCCCCUACUCACUUACAGACCACUCACGAGCGGCCCUCUGUAGAACAAACUUUGGACCCUGCGGGUGCCGCCGAGAGGGCCGUUAUGUCAUCAUCACUUCUGACUGCGAUGAAUGGUUCCGGUCAGGCUACGUCACCCGGCUAUUCUCCGAAUAUACCCUCGCCCACCUCACCUCCAAAUUUAGGCAGCGCCACCCUCGGCUCCCGGUCAUACCGCUCUGACGACCGGCAAACGCCAUCUAACCGCACAACUUUCUCGGAAAGUGAAUACGGACAUAAUCCUAAGCAACCCAUCGCGCCGCGGCGAGGGCAGACACCAGUACCCGAGACUCCAGGCUCGAAUUCUUCGGUGGAGAUCUUCAAAUCGUUUAGGGUCAGUAUGGACGAUCCUUGCUACAAGGUCCUACCGGCUGCUCUGAAGAAAUAUCAAAUCAACGCACCAUGGGACCAAUACGCGCUGUAUAUUGUGUAUGGUGACCAAGAACGUUGCUUGGGUCUGCACGAGAAGCCAUUGAUCCUUUUUAAGCAAUUGGACAAGGAAGGAAAGAAACCCAUGUUCAUGUUACGGAAAACCAAUACUGCACAAGCGGACGCCGAAACACCUGGGAGCGCUGGUCUGAAUACGGGAGACUUAACGGGAGUUCAGUAUAAUCCUCCCGGCGGGAUCAUAUGAUCGAUCCUAAGACAAGUUAACAGGGCAAAGCGUCCCUAAUAUAUGAAAGCCAUAAUCCAAGAACUGUUACAGGUAGCAAAAAACGGGCGUGGCCAUGUACCGAUAUUUACUCUGGCACAAGCGCGCAUUGCUAUUCCUCUAUUGCUUACCAGGCGAGCGUAUAUGUCUAUUGCUACGAAGCGGGUGUUUAUCGAGUCU
Messenger RNA from Daldinia vernicosa, 1830 nucleotides. RefSeq lists its product as uncharacterized. The transcript is spliced from 3 exons. The record is from RefSeq and is a predicted model, not a curated record. The coding region runs from base 175 to 1632 and encodes 485 amino acids. Gene Ontology annotation, molecular function: protein binding. NCBI's taxonomy places the organism in Eukaryota, Fungi, Ascomycota, Sordariomycetes, Xylariales, Hypoxylaceae. Gene Ontology annotation, biological process: signal transduction.